Stylonychia lemnae is the source of this 2979-nucleotide messenger RNA. The record is from the annotation of a GenBank genome assembly. Lineage: Eukaryota; Ciliophora; Spirotrichea; Sporadotrichida; Oxytrichidae.
AUGAUAAGCCCUGAAUUUAGAACAACAGAAGCAAUAGACUAGCUAUCUGCCUAUAAAUAGCUCAUUAUUUCCAAUCAUGGGGAAUCACUUUGGCAAGAUUUAGAACCAGAAUUCAAUAGACUUGAGAAUAAUCGUAAAGAAAUGGUCAAUGCAUUUUAAUUUAGAACAGAUGCCAACCAGCUUAGAAAAUACAAAGAAUUAUUCCUAGAGAAUUACAGAGUUCAAAUCUAACUUGGAAAAUUCUUCGCUUUUGGCACUGAUAGAACCCAAGUGAAUUUGACAUUCAACUGGCAAGAUUCAUUUACUAGAUAAAAGAUUAAGUCUAAUUAACCAUUGAUCGAUGCUAUUUCAUCCUUAUAUAACUAUGGAGUUGCUUGCGCUAGAAUUGUAAGAUUGAUUCUAUUUGUUUAAUUAAUAAAGGCUUGCUAUAUGGAUUUGUCAGGGGAUGGAAUAAAAGAGGCAAUGAAAUAAUUUUAACAAGCUGGAUGGGUCUUUGAACAUUGCAGAACUCUAGUAUCUAAUCUAGGCCCCAAUGAAACUUCCCCAGAUUUUGCCUCCGAAACACUUGGCAUGCUAGCUAAUUUAAUGCUUGCUCAAGCAUAGUAUCUAUUCUACAAAAAAGCUACAGAUUCAUAAAUGAAACCCUAGAUUUAAGCUAAAAUUGCAAUGCAAGUAGGAGAUUACUUCAAAAAGUCAUAUGAAAUCGGAGCUACAAACGCUUCAGUGAAAAACUAUGACAAGGGUGUAUUCCUAAAGAUACAAUCAUACUAUUCCAUCUACUUCUUGGGAAUAAGUUAUCUAAUUAUUGGUAAGGAAGGAUAUAAACAAGUUGCUGAUGCAGGUUAAGGCAUAGGUAAAGCGAUUUCUGAUUUAAACGCUGCAAUCUCUACAUUCGAAGGUGUUAAGUCAAUCAUCUCUAGUCUUCCUUAAUCAUAUCAAGACAACUUUAAUAGCAAGCUCUCUGAAGCAAUAAAACUCAGAGAACAAGCGAAUAAUGACAAUAAAACAAUCUAUUUUGAAAAGGAGAUUCCUCUAGACAAGCUACCAAGGCCAGAUAGUCAAAAUCUUGUUAAGUAUGAGCCACCUUCAGAGGACAUUGAUUUGAAAAUUUCGCUUUAAGAUAAACUUAGAUUCAUAGUUCCACCUUAAAUCAGAGUCUACUAAGAAGAGCUGAGACAAUAGAUCUCUGAGAUCCUCAAUCAUGAAUACGAACUGGACAACAAUAAUGAAUAAACUCAAAAGUUCUUUAUGGAUCAGCAUCAUCUCCCAUAAGCUCUUUACUCAGUCAGUGCUCCAAAUGAAAUUCCUGAUUAAAUUUGGGAUAAAGUUGAGGAGUUUUAAAAGCGUGGAGGGAUAUAAACUGUUAUGGACUAAUUAGAGGGUAUUAAGGCUUUGAAGCAGAACAAUAUUAAACUCUUAGAUGACAUGAAGGUAAUCCUAGAUGAAGAAGAGGGAACUGAUUUCAAACUUAGACAACAAUAUGGAGAAAAGUGGAUUAGAACAGAGUCUGUAAAGAUUAAUGGACAUAUGAAAUUCUAAGUCAAUGAGUUCAAGAAUAAAGCUGAGAUAGCUGACAAGACAGAUGAAAAAAUUGAAACAAAAUUCAAAGCACAGAUUGCAGAUUUGGACAUACUAAAGUUCUCCAGACAAUAAUUAUCUCAGCAGAUACCAGGAGGAAGUAAUUAAGAUUAGAUCUAACAAAGUCAUGGCUAUUAAAGCCUUCAACUUAAUCUUUAAGAGCUAGAUAAACUCAAAGAAAGAAAGCAGAAAAUAUUCGAGGAAGCAAUACAGAAAUCCCAAAAUUUGAAUGUUAUAGAUGAUAUGACUCAGGUUCACUAAGGCCUUCAGGAAAAAGGCACUGUCUUUGAAAAGUAUAAGCAGGAAUUCAGACAAAUUUUCUCUCAAUUGGAAACGAUUGAGAAGCAAAGAAUGGAAUUAAAUCAGUAGAUUGAAGUCAAUAUGCAUGAAUUUAACCAAAUAAAAGCUCAAGGUAGUGGCUAGAACAGUGAGACUCAAGAUUUCUAUAGAAAGCUAGAUGGUUCCCUGCAAUAUGUUAAUGAGUUGAAUGGCAUGCUGGCAUAAGCAAAUAAUUUCCAUUCCUAACUAUGUGAACAUCUUAACAAAAUUUAUCAAGAUGUGAUGGACUUUAAAAUGUCUAGGGACCUUGAGAAAAAUGACAUGGUCUAGUAAAUAAAUAGUUCUUAAGUUAUGGGUAUGGGUGGGCCUGCUAUCUAAUAAAAUCUAAAUCAACCUCCAGUUUAGCAAUAGAUUUAAUAGCAACCACCAAUGAUGUAAUAGCAGUAACCAAACCAGCAGUAGCAAAUUCAAUAGUAACAUCAGCCUCUACAACAAUAGCAGUAACUUUAACCUUAGUAGCAUCAGCAAAUGGGCAAUCCUUAAAAUUAACACUAACCCUAGUAAUAAUAAAUGAAUCAGUAGCUUCCUCCUCCAAUGAAUUAAAUGCCAAACUAGAAUUUUAUGCAAUAAUAGCAGCAUUAGCCUUUAAACAACUCUUAAAUCUAGCCCUAGCAACAGCAAUAACACCAAUUUGGAAUGAAUCAGUAAUUGCCUCCACAAGGUCAAUAAAACUAGUUCAACCCUCCACAAGGGUAUAACUAACCUCCACAAGGAUUUAAUCAGCCACCACCAUAAUAAUUCUAUCAGCAGCCUCCAGGAUUCAUGCCACCACAAGGCUAUAUGCCACAAAAUCAAGGCAUGCCUCCUCCUUAUUAUAUGCCACCUCAAGGACACGCUCCUCCAGGGUACAGACCACCACUUGGACAGCAACCUCCUCCAGGCUAUUUCCCACCACCUCAAGGAAUGUAUCAAUAGCCUAUGUAUCAACCUAUUCCUGGCUAAUUCAUGCCCCAGCCAGGAUAAUUCAUGCCUCCAGGUCAGUUCCCGCCUCCCUAAGGUGGAUUCCCACCUGGCUAUCCUCCUCAAUAAUAGCCAUACGGAUAUCAACCUUACAAGUCUUGA